ACGAACCGGUCGUACACGUGCGCGCCCGCCACAACGGACACGCGGUCGUAUCCGGUGCAGUAAACAAUCGCGCCGCAUCCGGUCGUGCUCGCCAACCCGUGUGCCUCUCUCCGCGGCGCUCGUCAACGUUUAUCGCAUUCGUAUCCGCGUGCGGUGUUUUUUCACCUUCGUCCCGUCAUCCGCGGUCGAUAAUCGCGUGCGAUCUGCUUCCCGACCGAAAAACGGACACGACAUGUACCGAUCGCGCGUACGCGCCGCCGAACCCGGACCGGAAACGUGAAACGCUCGUCGUACUCCGUGCGAUCGUCAUCGUUCUCCGACCGCGCUACGAAAUCGGUACCGAUUUUUCCCCGUCCGUUCCGUCGAACCGUCAAGCUGGAUUUCCAGGCCAAUUCGUCGAACAUGUUCACCAGGUUCGACGCGACCAAGUCGACGAAAGGGGCGAGCAAACUACGAAGGGACCUGAUCAACGCGGAAAUCGCGAACCUCAGGGAUCUGUUGCCGUUGCCGCCGUCGACCAGGCAACGACUGUCGCAGCUACAACUCAUGGCCCUCGUGUGCGUGUACGUGCGGAAGGCCAACUAUUUCCAGCAAGCGUUCAAACGACACGAGUGUCUGCACCACCAUUGCCUACCGACGCCUAGUUACGGAUUUUCAAAGGCGCUCAGCGGGUUUUUGAUGAUGAUGACCCAAAACGGCAAGCUCCUAUACAUAUCGGACAACGCUGCUGAAUACUUGGGCCACUCGAUGGAGGAUCUCCUCAUACACGGUGACAGCGUGUACGACAUGAUCGAUAAACAAGAUCAUCAAGCCGUACAAACCGAGCUGUCCAGAAGCCAGACUUCCGCCGAAGACCAAGGAUGCAAGCGAAUGUUUUUGUGUCGUAUGAACGUUUCCAGAAAUGCCCGGAGACAAAUGCGAUUUGGCGAUCAAAAAGUGGUUUUAGUGCAAGGCCAUUACCUAUCCUAUCUGCCACUGUGCAGCAGAAACGAACCAGUUUUCCUAGCCACCUGCAGUCCAGUGGCGAUGCCCGAGACCAGGGAGGCCGUGGUCCAGGGUUCCACGACGGUGUUCACAGCCAUUCACUCGAUGGACAUGAAGUUCAUACACGUAGAUAAAAUAGGCGAAUUUCAUUUGGGCUUUUCCCGCUCGGAGCUUCAGGGUGUUUCGUGGUACCAACUGUUGCACUGGGAGUGCAUGCGCGAGGCCCAGAGCAAACAUCGGCUGAUUACACAAUCGGAACAGGACCGUUCAUGCAUACUGUUGGCCAGGGUACAGAAGAGGGCCACAGGGGACUGGCUUUGGAUACACUGCGUGUUGCAGGUCAAAGACAACAUGGAAAACAGCCAACAGCCAGUCAUCGUCAGCACGAAUCAAGUACUUACGGACCAAGAAGCGGCCGUGAUGCGCGCCAACAGCUGGCUGUACCACUAUUACAUGGUGCAGAGCAAACUGCAGUACGGGAUGCAGUUCGAAGCGCAGACGUCGCCGCGGGUGCCGUCCGCGGGACCGGUGGUGCAGACGACGCCGCCGCAGCAGCAGCAGCAGCAGCAGCAGCAGCCGCCGCCGUCGACCGCUGCACCCGUGUACGCUUACCAUCACCAACAGUCACCGCACGACGGCGGUGGCGGCGGUGGCGGCGGUGGCCACCGGCAAGACUCGUAUCCACCGGCGGAGCAGCAGCAGCAGCAGCACCACCAACAGCACCACCACCAUCACCAGCAGCAGCACUUCCAUCAGUUG
This is a messenger RNA of Sipha flava (yellow sugarcane aphid), 1743 nucleotides long. It is a transcript of the gene dysf, whose product is annotated as neuronal PAS domain-containing protein 4. Lineage: Eukaryota; Metazoa; Arthropoda; Insecta; Hemiptera; Aphididae. The record is from RefSeq and is a predicted model, not a curated record. Gene Ontology annotation, biological process: regulation of transcription by RNA polymerase II. Gene Ontology annotation, molecular function: DNA-binding transcription factor activity, RNA polymerase II-specific; RNA polymerase II transcription regulatory region sequence-specific DNA binding; protein dimerization activity.